GGGAUUGGGAGGGUAAGAAGUGAAGGAGCAGCUCCUGCCAUUGUUCUCGGUCUGGAAGUCCGGGUUCGGGUUCGGGGCUGGAGGCUGGAGACGGGACGGCGCUCUGUCGCUAUGACGGGCUCCGGUCCGAGGCUCGGGCUCCUGCUGCUGCUGGCGGUUCUGCUGCAGACUGUGGUCGUCACCAUCACCGUGCUGCACUUCACAACGGCUCUCAAUUCGAUGAAGGAGACGUUUGCCAGGAGCAGCGUUUCCUGUUUGACGGGCGCUGACCUGCAGAGCAUCACCGCCGUGAGAGGAGAUCCGUGUUGGCAGGUCACACAGCAGCUACACCUGCUCAUCGAGAAGUCUCUGUCUCAACGUUACCAGCGGCAGAUCUCGUCAGCGGUGAGAGGUGAAGUGUCUCGUGUGUUGCCCUCACUUGUGAUGGAGGACAGUGCUUCGCCUCGCCCCAAAGUGGGCGCCCACGUCACCGGGAGCUUCCUGCCCAAUCCGGCGCGCGAGGGAGGAGUGUUGGCCGGGCGUCGCAUCCAGGGUCAGAAGAUCUCGUGGUGGGAGGGACAGAAGGGGCUGGCCUUUCUGCAGGACGUGCAGCUGCUGGACGGCGAGCUGGUCGUCCCGCAGCCGGGACUUUACUAUGUUUACGCGCAGACGUAUUUCAGACACACGCACGCGCUCGACAGCGACCAGGAGGAGGAGGAGGACGGGGGCGGGGAGGAGGCGCAGGACAGAGGGAGGCCGCUGCUGCAAUAUGUCUACAAGAAGGUGACCUCAUACCCGGUUCCCAUCCUGCUGAUGAAGACCAGCCGGACCUCCUGCUGGUCCCGGGGCUCCCAGUUCUCUCUGCACUCCGCCCACCAGGGGGGGCUGUUCCCGCUCAAUGCCGGCGACCACCUGUUUGUCACAGUGACCAAUGCGUCGGCCGUGGACACGGACGAGAAGAGCAGCUUCUUCGGUGCUUUUCUCAUCAGUUAGAGAAUCUGACGACUUUCACAGACUUCCUCUCUGACUGCACUUGUAACGGGAGAAAGUGAAAGAUCGCAGGUUGGUUCUGGAAUCGCGACACUGUUUUUUUGUCGGUGGAGGAGAAGUUCUAAUCACACGGUGGAGGCUUCAACUCAAACACUUUUUAUAUACAUAUGAAAUAUUUCAGCACAAGCACGAGACAAAUAAGUCUUUAAAUUAUGUUUUUAAAGUCAUGGAUCAGUUUGUUUUUACAAGGAAAAACUGUUCAUGUCUUUAUCUCACUGUUAGACAGACUUUUACACGAAACUGCAGGUUUCUCUUCCCACACCAAAGCCCAUGGAGAAAAUCAGUGAUUUUAACAUCACAGCACA
Molecule: messenger RNA, 1334 nt
Organism: Solea senegalensis (Senegalese sole)
Lineage: Eukaryota; Metazoa; Chordata; Actinopteri; Pleuronectiformes; Soleidae
Gene: tnfsf10
Product: TNF superfamily member 10
Exons: 6
Coding region: 112-972 (286 amino acids)
Biological process (GO): immune response
Cellular component (GO): membrane
Molecular function (GO): tumor necrosis factor receptor binding
Source: RefSeq, a predicted model, not a curated record